Messenger RNA from Trifolium pratense (red clover), 1697 nucleotides. Its product is annotated as phenolic glucoside malonyltransferase 1-like. Bases 144 to 1508 code for a protein of 454 amino acids. The transcript has a single exon. Lineage: Eukaryota; Viridiplantae; Streptophyta; Magnoliopsida; Fabales; Fabaceae. The record is from RefSeq and is a predicted model, not a curated record.
GAACGGAGGGAAGGAGUAACUUAUAAGUAAUUGAAAAUAUUUGGCCCCCGGAUUGUUCGCUCAUAAGAACACUUUGUCAACCUCAGAAAAACAAAGAAACAAAAACACCAUCUUCAAUCUUUCUUCAACCAAUUUCCAUCAAAAUGACCAAAAUCAUAGAAAUUUUCAAUGUAUCACCAUCUUCACAAGAACAAUUACCAUCACAAACAUCACUUCCUCUCACCUUUUUUGACAUACUAUGGUUAAGAUUACCACCUGUUCAAAGAAUUUUCUUCUAUGAAUUUCCAAACCAACCCUCACUUUUCUUCAAUACCCUUCUUCCAAAACUCAAAAAAUCACUUUCUGUUACUCUUUAUCACUUUUAUCCUCUUUUGGGUCAUCUCAUUUGGCCUCGUGAUUCUCACAAACCUAUUAUCAAACAUGUUAUAGGCAACACACUUUUGCUUACAGUAGCUGAAUCUGAUGCUGAUUUCAAUCAUUUAUCUGGUAAUAAUCUUAAUGAAGCUUCACAAAUUCAUGAUCUCUUACCUAGCUUGAAUAUUUCUCAUGAUCAAGCUUCUGUUUUGGCUCUUCAAGUUACCCUUUUUCCAAACUAUGGUAUUUCUAUUGGUAUUACUUCACAUCAUGCUGUUUUAGAUGGUAAAACUUCAACUUCUUUUAUCAAAUCUUGGGCUUAUUUAUGUAAUAAGCUUGAAAUUGGAGAAUCUGAAUCACCCCUUUUGCCGGAUGAAUUUGUUCCUUUCUUUGAUAGAAAAGUAAUCAAUGAUCCAAAUGGAUUAGAGGCAAAAUAUGUGGGUGAUUGGUUAAAUCAAGGUGGAACAAACAAUAGAAGCUUAAUGGUUUGGGACCUUGAAGUUCCUGAAGGGUCAACUAGAGGAUUGUUUCGGUUAACUCGGUUGGAUAUUGAAAAGCUUAAGGAAUUUGUAGUGUCUAAACAAAAGGAUAGGAAUGAAAAUAAGAAACUUCAUUUGUCAACUUUUGUGGUAUCUAUUGCAUAUGCAUGGGUAUGCAGUCUGAAAGCAGGGGAAAUUGAGAACAAAAAUGUUAUGCUGGCUGUGAAUAUUGAUUGCAGGAAUCGGUUGGAUCAACCAAUUCCUGCAACAUAUUUUGGAAAUUGUAUUGGAGCAAGAAUGGCAACUGUUGAAACAAGUAGGUUAUUGGGAGAAGAUGGACUAAUUGUGGCUAUUGAAGUGAUUAGUGAAGCUUUGGAAACUCUCAAAGAUGGAGUUUUGAAUGGAGCUGAAAAUUGGUCUUCAUGGUUACUUGAAGGUGUUGCCAUUUCUGAUGUCAAAACAAUUGGUGCUGCUGGUUCACCUAAAUUUGAGGUUUAUAGUACUGAUUUUGGUUUUGGAAAACCAAAGAAAGUUGAAAUGGCUUCUAUAGAUAGAACUGGAGCUUUUUGUAUUUCUGAUACUAGAAAUGGUGAUGGUGUUGAGAUAGGUUUUGUGUCUAAGAGAAAAGCAAUUGAGGCAUUUGCUGCUAUUUUUUUCAAAGGCAUUGCAUAUUGAGUCUUUUAUAUAGCGUCGUCACUUCAGAUUAAAUGCAUGUUUGUUGUCGAUUAUUCUAUUUUCUCAAUUAUUACUGGUGUCCAUAUGUUAAUAUCAUGUCCGGUGGACGCGUCAGUGUUAGGACUUAAUAAAUUUGAUGUGUAUUGUACAUUCAGUUGCUUAGCAGGAAUAAAAUUCUGUUGUGUUUCA